CCUCUGCAGCAGCAAUCCCAUGGUGUGACCUGGUGUGUCUUGAUUUCAUCAAGUUUCACCUCUGUAGGUCAUUUCAUUGUUGACUUGACAGACUAUAGGCAUUGCUUUAAAUCCACUUUCUUUAGUGCCUUGCAAGCUAGCUGUGAAUUAUCUACUAUGCAGAGCAAGAGGAGGGGUAUCCUGGAGCGCCUGAAUGCUGGAGAGGUGGUUGUGGGUGAUGGAGGCUAUGUUUUGCAGCUAGAGCGACGUGGCUAUGUGAAGGCUGGACACUGGACGCCUGAGGCAGCUGUUGAACAUCCUGAAGCAGUGCGGCAGCUACACAGAGAGUUCCUGAGAGCAGGAGCUAAUGUGAUGCAGACGUUCACCUUUUACUGCAGCGAGGAUAAGCUGGAGAUCAGUGGGAAUGUCACCAACAUCACUGGGGCUCAGAUCAACGACGCCGCCUGUGACCUGGCAAGAGAGGUGGCUAAUGAGGGUGGUGCAUUGGUUGCAGGGGGUGUGUCUCAGACUCCAUGUUACUUGAAGAGUCACAGUGAAAGUGAGGUCAAAGCUAUAUUUAAGAAGCAGAUGGAUGACUUCUUAAAGAAGGACAUAGAUUUCUUUAUGGUUGAGUUCUUUGAGCAUGUAGAAGAGGCAGCAUGGGCAGUGGAGGUGAUGAAGACCAGCGGUAAAGCAGUUGGUGCAACACUAUGCAUCUCCCCUCAGGGAGACAUGAAUGGAGUCCCACCUGGAGAGUGUGCUGUCAAGCUGGUCAAAGCUGGAGCUGACAUUGUUGGAAUAAAUUGCCACUUGGACCCUCUGACUUGUGUCCGCACGGUGAAGCUGAUGAAAGAAGGAUUAGAGAAAGCUGGUCUCAAAGCUCAUCUCAUGGUCCAGCCUCUGGGCUUUCACACACCUGAGUGUAACCACAGUGGAUACCUCAGCCUACCAGAGUUCCCCUUUGCACUGGAGACCAGAUCACUUACUCGCUGGGACAUCCACAAGUACGCCAGAGAGGCUUACAAAGCAGGAAUUCGCUACAUUGGUGGCUGCUGUGGUUUUGAACCCUAUCAUAUCAGAGCCAUAGCUGAAGAGCUGGCUGCAGAGCGAGGAUUCCUCCCUCCAGCUUCAGAGAAACACGGGCCCUGGGGAGCUGGUCUAGAGCUGCACACUAAACCUUGGGUCAGAGCCAGGGCUCGUCGAGAGUAUUGGGAAAACCUUUUGCCUGCUUCAGGACGUCCCAAAUGCCCGUCUAUGGCCACUCCAGCAGAUGAAUGAGUGAAAAGAUUGUCAAUGGUGGGACCAACACAAACAUGUCUGUACAUUAUUCUGUAUAGCAAUGAAAAUAAAGCUGACUUUAUUUUA
This is a messenger RNA of Cheilinus undulatus (humphead wrasse), 1344 nucleotides long. RefSeq names its product betaine--homocysteine S-methyltransferase 1-like. The record is from RefSeq and is a predicted model, not a curated record. Lineage: Eukaryota; Metazoa; Chordata; Actinopteri; Labriformes; Labridae. Gene Ontology annotation, molecular function: zinc ion binding; betaine-homocysteine S-methyltransferase activity. Bases 157 to 1257 code for a protein of 366 amino acids. The transcript is spliced from 8 exons.